GAUCCCUGACCAUCAAUCCACGGGCCCUCACCCAACUCCCCACUGCUUAGUUCAGCCUUCUGAGUUGUCAGUGUCAGGCCCACGUUCCGGAUAGAAUCGCUCUGACACUCACAUUGUCAGAAAAAGGGCACAGUAUACAUGAGAGAUGAAAGAAAUGACGCUCUAGAAUCAGAGGAGCCACACUUCUGGACUUGGCUCUGCCUCUGACUUGCUGAGUGACCCAGAACCAGUCACUUGCCCUCUCUGGACCUUGAAUGGUUUCCUUUUAAGCACAGUGUAGGAUGAGGUCCCUCUUAGGGCUUCCCAGAGCCAGGUCAUAUUCUGUUAGGAGGGACGGAGGUGCUGCUCAGGCUCCAGGGCAGCCGGCAGCCGGCAGGCGCAGGCUCAGGCUCAGGCUCAGGCACGGCUCCUUGCCGGUUAAGUCCACUGGCCGUGCCCGACCUUUUGGCCCCAUAGCACUCAAGGCGGGUGAGUACCAUUUCUCCAUUUUCCCUCCUCCCGUGAUGCCCCAGGGCCUGGUUGUUAAAGUCCACCCAGGACACACCCUCGCAGAGCAGUGUCACGUGUAAGGGUGGGGCUAGCCUGGGGCCAGGGCAGCAAAAGACACAGGCUUUUUGUUUUAUUUUGGGGGGGUGGCCCAUAGAAUACACACAGCAUUAAAUUUACCAAGGUAACCAUUUGUCAGCGUGCAGUUCAGUACUGUUGACUAUAUUUGCAUUACCAUGCAGCCAACCUCCAGAACUCUCUUCAUCUGCCCAAAGUGAAACUCUGUACACAUUAAACGUUAACUACCCAUGUCCUCCUGCCCCCAGCUCCUGGCAACCACAGUUCCUUCUGGCUCUAAAAAUUUGACUAAUCUAAUCUAAAUUCCACGGAGGUGGUAUCAUACCGUGUUUGUCUUUUUGUGACUAGUUUAUUGUACUUAGCAUAACGUUCCCAAGGUUCACCUGUCUGUCAGAACUUGCUGUGUAAGGCUGAAUGAUAUUCUAUUGUGUGUAUAUACCACAUGGUGAUCAUCCGUUCAUCCGUUGAUGGACACUUGGGUUGCUUCUGCCUCUUGGCAAUUGUGAUCAAUGCUGCUGUGAACACGGGGGUGCAAAUAUCUCUUCAAGACCCCGCUUUCCAUUUCUUUGGAUAUAUAUCCAGAAAUGGGAUUGCUGGAUCAUAUGGUUUUCUAUUUUUAAUUUUCUCAGGAACUGCCGUACAUUUUCCAUAGAGGUGAUGGUGACUAGGGUGGCAGUGGUGGAGCCAGAGACAGAUUGGAGUCAUGCAGCCACAAGCCAAGGAUUGUUGGCAACCCCUAGACAAUGAUGCUAGAAAGAGGCAAGGAAGGAUCCUCCCCUAGAGCUUUCAAAGAGAGCCUGGCCCUGCCUACACCUUGAUUUUGGACUUCUGACCUCCAGAACUGUGAGGGACCAUGAGAGAAUCAACACAGUUUGUGGUAGUUGGUUACAGCAGCCUCAGGAAACUAAUAUGGGCAGACCUCAUUUUAUCGUACUUUGCAGAUACUGCGUUUUUUACAAGUUGAAGGUUUGUAGCAACCUAGCAUUGGCAGAUAUUGGUUCACAUUUUUAGCAAUAAAGUAUUUUUAAAUUAAGGUAUACUCCUUGUCUUUUUAAACAAAAGGCUAUUGCACAUUUAGUAGACUAGAGUAUAGUAUAAACAUAACUUUUAUAUGCAGUGGAAACCAAAAACUUCACGUGAUAUUCGCUUUCUUGCGGUGGUCUGGAACCGACCCCUCAGUAUCUCUGAGGUGUCCCUGGACAGAGAUUGAAAAUCCCAUUGUGGUUGAAGGCUGCAUUAGAGUCAGAGUCUAUACAAGGAGGAGGUGGGAGUCUCUAGGGGGGUGCUGGACAUUGGUAAUAGAAAGGGGGCAGUUUCUGUUAGUGACAGGGUCUAGGGCAGCACCGUCCAAUACACCUUUCUGCGGUGGUAAGCAUGCUCUCUGUGUGAUCCAGUAUGGUAGCCACUAGCCACAUGUGACUAUCGAGUCCCUGAAAUGUGGGCCGUGGGACUGAGGACCUGAGUUUUAAAUUUUAUUUCAUUUUAAUUAACUAAGAUUUAAAUAGCACACAUGGCUAGUGGUUCCUAUAGUGGCCAGCAUGGGCCUAGUGUAUGACCUUGGGUGUGUGUGGCAGAGAGUUCAAGAUCUUUGGAAGUGAGGCAUGAGAACUUCAAGGCCAGUUUGUCGGAAAUAUCAUCUGUGCAGAAACGGAAACCCUCAAGACAGGUCAGGGGUACUGAUGGAGAGAGAGGUGAUGGUGAGCCAUGAGCUGCAAACUUCAAGAAAUGACUGCAGGUCUGAGCCUGAUUUCGUACCUUCUCUCCCUUGCCUGGGACCAAGGCUCCUCUUUGUGGGGAGCUGGCUGAGCUCACUCCUGCAACUCCUGAAAUCUCCGGAACUCCUGGUCCCAGCUGCCCCAGCACCCCAGUCCCUGCCCCUGUCAUAUGUCCCUGCCAGCCCCAAGAGCUCUCAGCAAUUCAACAUGGUCCAGGCAUGCUCUGCCCCGUGGUGCCAGGGGCUUCAGCCACAAGGCAGGAUACACACAAGGAGCAGGGUGACUUCUCUAUUUUUUUUUUUUAAUUUUUGUAUUUUAUUUUAUUUAUUUUUUUUAUACAGCAGGUUCUUCUUAGUUAUCCAUUUUAUACAUAUUAGUGAAUACAUGUCACUCCCAGUCUCCCAAUUCAUCCCACCAGAACACCCCCCCACCACUCUCCCCACCUUGUUCUCUACACUUGUAUCUCUAUUUCUGCCCUGCAAACUGGUUUUUCGAGGUUCCACAUAUAUGCGUUAAUAUACGAUAUUUGUUCUUCUCUUUCUGACUUAACUUCACUCUGUAUGACAGAUUCUGUAUGACGUAGAUCCAUCCACGUCACUACAAAUGACCCAAUUUCGUUCCUGUUUAUGGUUGAGUAAUAUUCUAUUGUAUAUAUGUACCACAUCUUCUUUAUCCAUUUGUCUGCUGAUGGGUAUUUAGGUUGCUUCCAUAUCCUGCCUAUUGUAAAUAGUGCUGCAGUGAACAUUGGGGUGCAUGUGUCUUUUUGAAUUAUGGUUUUCUGUGGGUAUAUGCCCAGUAGUGGGACUGCUGGGUCAUGUGGUAAUUCUAUUUUUCGUUUUUUUAGGAACCUCCAUACUGUUCUCCAUAGCGGCUGUAUCAAUUUACAUUCCCACCAACAGUGCAAGAGAGUUCUCUCUCCUCCACACCCUCUCCAGCAUUUGUUGUUUGUAGAUUUUCUGAGGAUGCCCAUUCUGACCGGCGUAAGACUUAGCUUUGGAACCAAACCCUUCUGACCACCCAAGAGCCAGCACAAUCUUUCUGAGCAAAUCUCAAACAGCUGUGCGGCAAAAGAAGAAGAGCAACCAUUUAAACCAUUAUGACCUUAGCAAUAUAUUACCACAUAAAGAACAGAGAUGCAGAUAGAUCCUUGGAUAUUUUUGAUGAGAGAUUACAUCCACUCACACGAGAAAAGAUUCCAGAGGAAUACUUCGAGCAUGAUCCUGAACACGAAUUCAUUUACAGAUUUGUUCAUACUCUUUUUAGUGCCGCACUGCUAACUGCUGACUGUGCAGUAGUAACUUUGGUUUACUUAGAAAGGCUUUUAACUUAUGCUGAGAUCGACAUUUGCCCCACUAACUGGAAAAGAAUUGUUUUGGGAGCCAUUCUUCUUGCCUCCAGGCUUUGGGACGAUGAUGCUGUACGGGAUGUGGAGUACAGCCAGAUCCUCAAGGACGUUACAGUUGAGGACAUGAAUGAGAUGGAAAGGCACGUCCUGGAGCUACUUCACUUUAAUAUUAAUGUUCCUUUCAGUGUGUAUGCCAAAUACUACUUUGACCUUCGCUCCUUAGCACAUGACAACAACCUGAAUGUUCUAUUCACUCCUCUUACCAAACAAAGAGCACGGAACUACGAGGCCAUUUCCAGAUUGUGUGACGACGAAUACAAAGACGUGUGUAGAGCUGCUAUGAGAAGGUCUUUCAGCGCUGAUCAUUUCAUUGGUAUUCGGCGCUCCAAUGCCAUCCUCUCUUAAGGGAGAAGUGAGGGGUUGUAACAUCAUAAACCCCUCGAAACAAGGACUGGAGAAAUAGCACCUCUCCUGCUCAGAAACCAGCAAAGUUAGUAUUUUCACCUUAAAGAAAGACAUUGAAUUCAAGAGACUCAUGGACAAGCGAAGAUUAUGCUCAUAGGAAAGAACGGGACCUCGUCAAUGUAACACGCUCUUCUGUCCUUUUUAUUGUAAACAGAGUUACAAAAACCACUCCAAAGCUAAAAGCUCCCAAUCCAUGCACAGAUAUCUGCUCCCAAUCGACACACAGAUAUCUGAUAGCUGAGAACUAUGUGAGGUUUUUUAAUUAAUAGCUUAAAUUUUUAGACUUUAAAGACUUUAGACUUUAACUAUAUAAAGACUUUUACCUAUUUAAAGACU
Messenger RNA from Balaenoptera acutorostrata (minke whale), 4425 nucleotides. RefSeq names its product cyclin-Y-like protein 1. Lineage: Eukaryota; Metazoa; Chordata; Mammalia; Artiodactyla; Balaenopteridae. The record is from RefSeq and is a predicted model, not a curated record. The transcript has 9 exons. Gene Ontology annotation, biological process: regulation of cyclin-dependent protein serine/threonine kinase activity; regulation of canonical Wnt signaling pathway. Bases 3376 to 4029 code for a protein of 217 amino acids. Gene Ontology annotation, molecular function: cyclin-dependent protein serine/threonine kinase activator activity; protein kinase binding. Gene Ontology annotation, cellular component: plasma membrane.